Lecanosticta acicola is the source of this 804-nucleotide messenger RNA. The record is from the annotation of a GenBank genome assembly. NCBI's taxonomy places the organism in Eukaryota, Fungi, Ascomycota, Dothideomycetes, Mycosphaerellales, Mycosphaerellaceae.
AUGAAGGUCUCUGUCAAACCCACGCCGACGAAUCAAGGCAAUGCGAAUCUCUUGGCGGCGAUUGAAGCUAUAGGAUCUGCAGCCCUCGCUUUCCCUACGCCCCAACAACAGACUAGCCCUACCGACUGCCAGAGCGAUCCCAUAGGGUGUGGCGAGGCUGCAAAUAAUAGUCCCAAUCGGGCUCCCAAUUGCAAAGAUCCCAAGGACUGCGUUGCAUACUGCCAAAGGAUCAUGGGAAACACCCCAGGCGUGGCGUCAAGCUGCUCUCCGAACAUGGACUCCACUGGCCAUGCGUCUGGCAGUGUCUGUACCUGCUGGAAUGGUUCGAGCGUAGUCGACAUCGCCAGCAGUGCUAUCAUUGGUAUCGGCGAAUCCGCUUGCUUUGCUUGGGUGGAAAGCAUUCCUCUUGGUGCUAAGGCUCUGCAAGCGAUUGCGAAGAUCUCAAACGUGCAAGCUCUUGCGUGGGCCGGAACAGUUCUCAAGGUUGGGGAUCAUUUGCUCGCCCAUGGAGCGAAGUUGGGAAAGUGCGAUAAUCCUUUCUGUCCGAAUCAUAAUUUUGUGGUUGUCGAUCCGGCUAAGGCGGAGCAGAUGCUUGGGGUUUUGAAUGUGUUGAUUAGGGGCAUUGCUUGGCUAUGGUGCAAUCGAGGAAACGAGAAUGGCUUGACAUUGGUCUUGGUAACAACGCUAUGCAGUGCUGCAAAAGAGACCGUUCCAUGCAUUAUCUUCUUCUUCAAUUGCCCUCUGUUAUCGCUCGUGUACUGGAGACCGAAGGUUGUACUUGCUGUCCACAGGAUGCGACCUUGA